This is a messenger RNA of Homo sapiens (human), 4198 nucleotides long. RefSeq names its product kininogen 1 (gene KNG1). Gene Ontology annotation, molecular function: cysteine-type endopeptidase inhibitor activity. NCBI's taxonomy places the organism in Eukaryota, Metazoa, Chordata, Mammalia, Primates, Hominidae. The coding region runs from base 185 to 2119 and encodes 644 amino acids. The record is from RefSeq and is marked reviewed. Gene Ontology annotation, biological process: signal transduction; negative regulation of proteolysis; negative regulation of cell adhesion. The transcript has 10 exons. Gene Ontology annotation, cellular component: extracellular region.
AUUUAACCUUUGGGAACAAGGCAACUAGCGUCUGGCAGCAGGAAUCCAACCAGUGCCCUGAGUUCUGAGGCAGAGAGGAGGACAGAAGAAACAAGAGGCUGGAGAUUGUCAAAUUCAGUAUCCCAGUUGGCUCUUGAUUCUUGGUGAAACCAUCCCUCAGCUCCUAGAGGGAGAUUGUUAGAUCAUGAAACUAAUUACCAUCCUUUUCCUCUGCUCCAGGCUGCUACUAAGUUUAACCCAGGAAUCACAGUCCGAGGAAAUUGACUGCAAUGACAAGGAUUUAUUUAAAGCUGUGGAUGCUGCUCUGAAGAAAUAUAACAGUCAAAACCAAAGUAACAACCAGUUUGUAUUGUACCGCAUAACUGAAGCCACUAAGACGGUUGGCUCUGACACGUUUUAUUCCUUCAAGUACGAAAUCAAGGAGGGGGAUUGUCCUGUUCAAAGUGGCAAAACCUGGCAGGACUGUGAGUACAAGGAUGCUGCAAAAGCAGCCACUGGAGAAUGCACGGCAACCGUGGGGAAGAGGAGCAGUACGAAAUUCUCCGUGGCUACCCAGACCUGCCAGAUUACUCCAGCCGAGGGCCCUGUGGUGACAGCCCAGUACGACUGCCUCGGCUGUGUGCAUCCUAUAUCAACGCAGAGCCCAGACCUGGAGCCCAUUCUGAGACACGGCAUUCAGUACUUUAACAACAACACUCAACAUUCCUCCCUCUUCAUGCUUAAUGAAGUAAAACGGGCCCAAAGACAGGUGGUGGCUGGAUUGAACUUUCGAAUUACCUACUCAAUUGUGCAAACGAAUUGUUCCAAAGAGAAUUUUCUGUUCUUAACUCCAGACUGCAAGUCCCUUUGGAAUGGUGAUACCGGUGAAUGUACAGAUAAUGCAUACAUCGAUAUUCAGCUACGAAUUGCUUCCUUCUCACAGAACUGUGACAUUUAUCCAGGGAAGGAUUUUGUACAACCACCUACCAAGAUUUGCGUGGGCUGCCCCAGAGAUAUACCCACCAACAGCCCAGAGCUGGAGGAGACACUGACUCACACCAUCACAAAGCUUAAUGCAGAGAAUAACGCAACUUUCUAUUUCAAGAUUGACAAUGUGAAAAAAGCAAGAGUACAGGUGGUGGCUGGCAAGAAAUAUUUUAUUGACUUCGUGGCCAGGGAAACCACAUGUUCCAAGGAAAGUAAUGAAGAGUUGACCGAAAGCUGUGAGACCAAAAAACUUGGCCAAAGCCUAGAUUGCAACGCUGAAGUUUAUGUGGUACCCUGGGAGAAAAAAAUUUACCCUACUGUCAACUGUCAACCACUGGGAAUGAUCUCACUGAUGAAAAGGCCUCCAGGUUUUUCACCUUUCCGAUCAUCACGAAUAGGGGAAAUAAAAGAAGAAACAACUGUAAGUCCACCCCACACUUCCAUGGCACCUGCACAAGAUGAAGAGCGGGAUUCAGGAAAAGAACAAGGGCAUACUCGUAGACAUGACUGGGGCCAUGAAAAACAAAGAAAACAUAAUCUUGGCCAUGGCCAUAAACAUGAACGUGACCAAGGGCAUGGGCACCAAAGAGGACAUGGCCUUGGCCAUGGACACGAACAACAGCAUGGUCUUGGUCAUGGACAUAAGUUCAAACUUGAUGAUGAUCUUGAACACCAAGGGGGCCAUGUCCUUGACCAUGGACAUAAGCAUAAGCAUGGUCAUGGCCACGGAAAACAUAAAAAUAAAGGCAAAAAGAAUGGAAAGCACAAUGGUUGGAAAACAGAGCAUUUGGCAAGCUCUUCUGAAGACAGUACUACACCUUCUGCACAGACACAAGAGAAGACAGAAGGGCCAACACCCAUCCCUUCCCUAGCCAAGCCAGGUGUAACAGUUACCUUUUCUGACUUUCAGGACUCUGAUCUCAUUGCAACUAUGAUGCCUCCUAUAUCACCAGCUCCCAUACAGAGUGAUGACGAUUGGAUCCCUGAUAUCCAGAUAGACCCAAAUGGCCUUUCAUUUAACCCAAUAUCAGAUUUUCCAGACACGACCUCCCCAAAAUGUCCUGGACGCCCCUGGAAGUCAGUUAGUGAAAUUAAUCCAACCACACAAAUGAAAGAAUCUUAUUAUUUCGAUCUCACUGAUGGCCUUUCUUAAUUUAAGUGGCUAUGGGUAUUUCUUUCAUACUUUAUUAAAGUAUCAAUAUCCCUCUCUCCAUUGUCCAGAUGAAAAUAUCCUGAUAUAAUGCACCAAAAACCAUGCAGCUUCGGAACAGUCUAAAGAGAAGUGGUGAGACUCCCAGUGGAGACACCAUCAGUCUCCACGGACUGCAUAAAAUUGUGUGCCACAAUUCUAACUCUUUUCUGAAUCUUCUUCCCAAGUUUUCUAAACUAGCACAGUAAACAGACAAACUAAUGUGCCGUAUGGCCUGCUGCAAUUGGCUUCUCUGAUAACAAAUAUGUACCUUACAACAUAUGUCAUGAAUUUGCAUACAAAGAUUCUUGUCAUUCUUAAUAAACUGUGGCACUUGGUAUUUGAAUGUGUGUGAAAAUAAGGGAAGUCAAGAGAUUAAAUGCUGAACUUAUUAAUGGAAUAGAAAUAAUAAGGAGGCUGAGGCUGGAGAAUUGCUUGAACCCGGGAGGCGGAGGUUGCAGUGAGCCGAGAUCGUGCCACUGCGCUCCAGCCUGGGCAUCAGAGCAAGAUUCUGUCUCAGAAAAAAAGAAAAAAAAAGAAAUAAUAAGAAAAACUUCCAGAUUUCAAAGUAACAAGAAAGAAGACAGGUUGGCCAAAGGGAGGAAAGGGGGGACAUAAAUUAAUUGACUUUCUAUUCCCAAAAUGGGCUAGUUAUAUCAAAUAAAUACUCCCACUGCCCUUUCUGAGUGAGAGUGUUUCUCAUAAGUCAAAAAUUUCUGUUUACUCAUUAACUACUCUUUGCAACAGGCUUUCAUAUAGAAGUAUUCUGUUUAUUUUUGCUGAGCCUAGAUUGAGUAAUUCUUAGUUUACAGAAGCUCCGAGCUUAAUGAUAAGGAUGAAAAGCAGAGGGAGCAAUAUAGAAGCAGGCUUGCUAAUAAAACUUUUUAAAUAAUUGACAAGGGAAUAUUAUGGAAUGUGAUGCAAAGUUUGUUCCGAAAUUUUAUGAGGAAAUUACUCUCUAGUCUCACUUUAUAGUCUUUUUGCUAUGACUUUGAAGACCAUUGAUUUUUGAGAAGCAGAAUAAUAGGAUUGCCUUUCAUUGCCCUAUAGUGCAAAGAAGGUAUAUGCUUUAUAACCAAUGUUGUACUUUUGCCUAGAAAAACAAGAUAUGGCUUUAAAUAGCUACAAUCAUCUUUGGAUGUAUAUGUCACUGCUGCUUCAAGUUAUUGGAUGCAUUUGAACCUCUGAGUUUGUCUUUCAUUUUAAAUAUUGUCUGUUCUUUUAAAUAAACAACCACAGAUGUCAGGAAAAAGUCUUACCUUGUCAACUGGUUGCUCCACUUUUUAAAAAUGAUUGAAUGAUAACAUCAUAUUAACUGCGUUUUACUAUACUUACAGAGUCACCUAAGGUCCUGCGAGUACAAGGGUCGACCCCCAAAGGCAGGGGCAGAGCCAGCAUCUGAGAGGGAGGUCUCUUGACCAAUGGGCAGAAUCUUCACUCCAGGCACAUAGCCCCAACCACCUCUGCCAGCAACCUUGAGAGGAAGGACAAGAAGAAAGAUGGGAUAGAAUUUAAAUAGAGAAGAAUGCCAUUUUAUCACUCUGCCUCUGGGUGAAAUAAAGAUCAGUCUUGAUGUUCUAACUCUAAUUCACAGUGGUCUCCUUUCAGCCCUACCCAUUCUGCAGCAAAUUCCAGCUGGUCAGAGAGUCAGUGCUGUGGCUCUGCCAUGGAGGCUCAUAACCCAACACUGGAACAUUCCCUAGCCAAGGCAGAAGUCCUUAGGCGGGACUUCCUUACCACCACGGGUGCUAAAAGAAGAGUUAGUAGGUCAUGCUUCUACCAGUAAUCUAAGGACUCUCUCCUUCUCUUCUUCCUCUUUCUCCAGAUUUCCAAGCCUUAGCUAAGAGUAAUUUGGCUUGUUUAGUAUUGUUUUCUUAUGGUCCAGUUAAUUACCAAAAAUAUUUUUAAAAUCAUCUCUGUUAAUAGAAUGUCUACCAACUUCUCACUAUCAGAAAAUACUCAACCUCCAAACAAUUUGAAAUUAUCUUUCUGAUCCAGGUAAAGAAGCAAAUUGAAAAUCAAUAAAGUAAAAAGUGACGGAGA